AAGAAUGACCUUGUUAACAUAAUUUACAGGGACAAAGAUCUUUUGACCCGGAUAUGUCAUAUCCGGUGCAUCGUUUUUAUAUCACCUCUGCGUUCUAACCACUGAAUGGAUGGAACAAUGUGUAUGAUCUUUAUGCGGGUAGUCUGACGACAUGUAGAAUUAUCAGGAGAUCUUUUAUAAGGAAAACUCGGAAAUAUGGCUAAUAAUUGCUCAGGAAUAUAUAUGUGUUUGGUGUUGACAGCAGCGUAUGUGACCUAUGUGUCAAGUGUGUCCGUCCGCCUGACUGGGGGGACGAAGCCAAGCCAAGGUCACUUGGAGAUCCUUAUUAACGGCGGUUGGGGUACUUUCUGCGGGAACUCCUGGGACAUUCAGGAUACGGUUGUGGUCUGUCAACAGCUAGGGUUUCCUGGAGCAGUCACCUUCACUUCGACUUCUACCCCAUCGUUUGGAGAUGGAAAUGAUCGUAACGUCGGCCUUAUCGCAUGUGCUGGAGAUGAGAGUGGUAUAUCUGAAUGCGUUGAUCCUACAGUCAGACCAUCGUGUACACGCUUUCUUGAUGUUGAAAUUAAAUGCCAAGAUUUCGGCUAUGAUGGUUGCUAUCGUUGGAAUAAUCUCACCACAGCACCGUGGCCAACACUGACAAAGACCUCCAUGACGAAUGACUUAUGCCUCGAGGAAUGCCGGAGUAAAAUUGAAGGUGAAGGAUACGCCAUCUUGCAGGAUGCUGACUGUACUUGUGAAAACUCCCUCACUGGAUUCUCCCCGGCAAAUGACUGGAACUGCAGCAACCUCUGUCUUGGCGACCGAUCCCAGUCUUGUGGUGGGCGAAACGCUUACACAGUCCUCAGAACAGAUCUUGGGUAUUGCAGUUAUCCGGAGUCUCCAUAUUUGGGUGACGUCACAGUAGAUUCAACCCGCUAUGGAAGCUUCGCUGAGUUCAGUUGUUUGCAGGAUUUCGAGUUGGUAGGAAACAGAACUCUUCAGUGUCUUGGUAGUGCUGCUGAUCAGCUGGAAUGGAAUGGCGAGACUCCUUUGUGCGCAGAAAGAACAUUCUUAAUUCUUGGGCUGGUGUUCACAGUGAUUGGAGGAAGCAUCGUGUUCCUGUCCAUGGUUUGUGCUGUAGGAUGCGAAAUUCGCAGGAAAACGCGGGUGAAACAUGUUGGAGGGCAUGAUCGAGUCGACACUGGGCAUGCCCAUUCGUUAUUCCCACCGAUGCCAACAGUACAGGACACGCAUGCAGUGCAAUGGAAUCCUCAGUCCGAAAUCGCGCAGCAAAGUCACCCUCCUGCCAUGCCAUCCGGUGUACCAAUCUCACAGGCGGCUCAAUCUCGGCCAUUGCAAACACCGCCUCCAUUACAGGUUGAAAGACGCCUUCCCACUCCUGUCGGCGUUCAGAGUGCAACCGCAGCCUCAUCAGGAGAAUACGCAGGCAUCUAUGAGGAGUUAGACGAGUACGUCAGUCCUGGGGAAGACAUCGGUGGAGGAAUGGACCUUGUCUUUGAAAGACAUACAAGCGAGGAGGAUUCAAAUAGACUGUCUCCCCAUUCUCCUCAGUCCAUGAGUGCCACAGCAACGGACCAGGAUGAAGCUCAAAUAGACGAAGUUUUCCCCGCUCUAGGAAAGGAUGAUAAUGGCAAACCUCCCGCGCAACUGUCUGACCAAAGAAACGAAGGAGAGGACGGUUAUUCAAAGGUGCACUCUGAUCAAGGAGAAGAAAAACAAGAAAGAUAUCUGAAGGUCCGCUCCGAUAUAGAAGACGGUUAUCUUAAGGUUCGUCCAGAUGAAGUAAAGCCCAAUGAAGCUGAUAUGGAUCGACCGAAUACUUACGUUGAGGUGAUCGGAGAAGGGGAAGCAUCAGAAAGCAAGCACCACAGUAGCCACGAUUACUCUUAUAUCUCGGAUAUCAGUAAAGUUGACAUUCGACCGAGACUCCCACUUCCACUACAGCAUGGCGACGACGAAAAGCAAUCCGAGUACGACGACACAUCAGUCCAACCAGUCUACAGGAACGAAGGAGUUAUUUUCCCCAAAGUUCGACGACCUGAUGCUGGAACGUAGAAGGUGUAGCUAUUACUUUCUUUAAGCAGCAAUUCCUCCUGACUGAACGAUGUCCUCACCCACUCACUAUGUUUUUUUUUUGUAUUUUAUUAAUGAAAUAGGUGGUUGAUACGAUAACAUUGCCAUAGUAGUUAAGUCACUUCAUGUAUUUUUUUUUCGAUACGCCAAUGCGAAUAUUAGUUAUUGCAUUUAUCAAGCUAAUUUAUAUAUACGUAUAAACAUCCGUCGUAGAACCAGCCAUGGUCCAAUAAGGGGGCCUCGUGAUGGUCUAAAUAAAAUGUUAUGAUGUAUGAAAUGUAGAUUCAAAACCAUGCGUUGUUUGUAUUUUGUUGCAUCCUAAACGAAUGAAUUACAUUGAGCUACCGACUCUUUGUGCUUAAUAGAAGAAACGUCAACAGUUUACCUGGGUUUUGUUUUACAACUUUUUUAACUGUCUUUACCAUUUAAAAAUUCGUAAAACUAAAAUGGGUAAAACUUAUUAUCUGGCUCACACAAAAGACCUUUUAAAACAAUUUAGAGUACUAACUAUAUACGAAUUGUGUAAGUUACAACUUGGAGAAUUCAUGUACAGGUCUGAAAAGGGAUUACUACCAAAAUCACUCCAAAAUUGGUUUAAAUGCAACAGUGAUGUCCAUUUUCAUAAUACUCGUAACUCAAAAUAAUUACAUAGCAUAUAUUUUAGGACCACUACAGGACAGAAAAGUGUGAAGUAUCAGGGCUAUCUAGUAUGGUCUGCUUAUGAUAACAUCAAACAAAGUCCGUCAUUACAGCAGUUUAAGAUAAAAUACAAAAGGUCUGUGCAAUUCUAAAUAACCAUUAAUCAAAAUCAGUGUGUAACUCGUUUCAAUUACCUUUUUUCUGUCCUCCCCUUUAUUUCCAUUAGGUUGAUUUUAAGGUGUUCUCUGGAGGAGAGAGCUACUCCGGGAGCUUAGUUGGUCACGGUCAGAGUGCCUAACGCCUCUGACCGUACGUGCUCCCGAGGUGGGCCUCUCCUUCCUUCUCGUAUUCUCCAUUUCUGCCGGGGCUAGACUCGAUAAGCUCUGCUUUUUCUAGCCCCGGUCACAUUAUUUACCAUCGUGUUUUAAUUUUGUUGUAUGUUUUUAUUUCUCUCUCUCUCUCUUAUAUAUACAUGAAAUGAUUUCCUUUUCUUUUUUUUUGUAAUUGUGUGUAUUGGUUUUUAAUGUGAAAUAAAUGAAAUGAAAAAAAUGAAAUUGAUAUGUUAAACAAAAUGACAACACGUGUGUCAAUGGUACGGAAAGAUGGGCACACACACACACACACACACACACACACCCCUCCCACACAUACACGCCCUCUCCCACACAAUGCACCCCGCAUACACCCAAUACACACACACAUUAAAAUAUGCAUUAUUAUGUCUGUGGGUAUUUACAUAUAUGUCACAGGUAGAAAUUCAAAAUUAACUCUUUAUAUCCAUUUUCCCAAGUAAGUUACAGGAGUCUUAAUUUUGACAACCAAAUGUAUUACUCAUUUACCCAACCUCUAAAAAUAGUUAUACAAGAUAGCUAAACCAGGUGGAUCGCAUGUCUGUUAGGUACAGUAAAUACAAGAGUAAACUCAUUUUCUCUACGUAAUUUAUUCGUAACUGCCUAACCGUGGCAACGUAUGAAAAUGAGUUUAAUUUGAACGCGUUAAAGCUUUCGAAUCCUAAUGUUUACGAUCUCUAAUGUUUACAUGUUCUCGAACGUAAUUUGGAUGUUUUCCGGUUUAAAAAGGACGUAAGGGGUAAAGUUAAUGAACCACACUCAAAGCGUCAGGUCGGGCAAGGCUACAUACGUGUAUUAGAGUGUAGGGAAUUAGCCAUUACGUUUUCUGAUUUGAUCUAGAUAUGUUCUGCUAAUUUUGUUUUCAACAGUAAUCAUGGUAAUGAAAGUUGUUAUGUUACUGUAUUUAGCCUGUUUGCUAAUCUUCAGAGGUCGAACAUGGAAUACGUUGGCUUCAUUAUUUUUAUUUAUCUUAGUUAUGGAAAACUCACGUGUGAUGAGUUUUAUUUCUGGGUUCAACAAUUCGCCGUCAGAGUCGACGCAUUUAAAGGUCCAGACGUCCUGGAAGGCCGUCGACAUCAGAUGUUCAUCGACGUCGAGGCGUCAAUAGUCAACCGCUGGUCAUCGCGUACGUGCAUGAUGAUGUCGACAUUGAUAUCCACAUCCCAAUAUUUGAAAGGAAUCUUUAGGUGAUUUCGCGUUCAAGAAUUAUACAGGCUCAAUCAGUGAACCUUUUCAGGUUUUCCCCUUUCUUUGUAUGAGUGUGAAUGAAUAGGUGAUUUACUUAGUAAGAUAUAAUUCCAGUCGGUCGGUUAUAUUCAAAGGAAAUUAUUUAAUGAUUUAUGUAUGCAAUCAAUUAUAUUUCAUCGGAAUUUUACAAGUUUUGGAAGCUAUGAUCAAGAGUUGAAGUAUACUUUGAUUAAAUGUACUU
Molecule: messenger RNA, 4494 nt
Organism: Lytechinus pictus (painted urchin)
Lineage: Eukaryota; Metazoa; Echinodermata; Echinoidea; Temnopleuroida; Toxopneustidae
Exons: 8
Coding region: 196-2058 (620 amino acids)
Cellular component (GO): membrane
Source: RefSeq, a predicted model, not a curated record